Notechis scutatus (mainland tiger snake) is the source of this 1447-nucleotide messenger RNA. The record is from RefSeq and is a predicted model, not a curated record. NCBI's taxonomy places the organism in Eukaryota, Metazoa, Chordata, Lepidosauria, Squamata, Elapidae.
AGGACGCCUGCGAAAAGGAGGAGGAAGAGGAGAAGGAGGAGGAAGAGGAGGAGGAGGGGGGGCGAAAGGUGCCGCGCGCCGGAGACUCCAGCCAGAGCCGCUGCGGAGGGGAGGCGGCGAAGAGGGGCUCUCCGCCCGUCCGCCCGCCGUUGGCAGAGCCGCCCGCCGCGGCAAAGGCUUCGACGACGCGCUCCGGAGAGAGCCGGGAUCCCGAGCGCCGAAGCGCGGAGCGGCGCUGCGCUUUGGCGGCGGCGGAGGAGGAGGCGGCGGCGGCGGCUUGCAGCAGCUGCUUGCGCGGCUGGCUGGGGCUGGCUGGCUGGCUGGCGGAGUUCUGCCAGCAGCUUCCGGCCAUGUCGUAUCCUCAGGGUUACUUGUACCAACCGUCCGCCUCCUUGGCCCUCUACUCCUGCCCUGCCUACAGCACCAGCGUGAUCUCCGGUCCGCGGACCGAUGAACUGGGAAGGUCGUCGUCCGGCUCGGCUUUUUCCCCCUACGCCGGCUCCACCGCCUUCAGUGCUCCUUCGCCCGGCUACAACUCGCACCUCCAGUACGGCACAGAUCCGGCGGCCGCGGCUGCCUUCUCUUCCUACGUGGGCUCGCCCUACGACCAUACGCCCGGCAUGGCGGGUUCCUUGGGGUACCAUCCUUACGCCGCCCCCCUGGGCUCCUACCCUUAUGGGGACCCGGCUUACCGCAAGAACGCCACGCGGGACGCCACGGCCACGCUGAAGGCCUGGCUGAACGAGCACCGCAAGAACCCCUACCCGACCAAGGGCGAGAAGAUCAUGCUGGCCAUUAUCACCAAGAUGACCCUCACCCAGGUCUCCACCUGGUUCGCCAACGCCCGGCGCCGCCUCAAGAAGGAGAACAAGAUGACCUGGACGCCCCGGAACCGAAGCGAGGACGAGGAAGAAGAAGAGAACAUCGACCUGGAGAAGAACGACGACGAAGAACCGGCCAAACUCGAGGAGAAGGGCGACUCCGAGGCGGGUCAGCUUGGUAAGAGACACCGCUGCCUCUUCCUCUUCCUCCUCCUCCUGCCCCCGAACGUAGCUGGCUUAAUUUUGGGGCUUGGAGGCCUUGAAAAGGACCGUUUUUGUCCCUGAAUUGAGCUUAGAUGGGGAGGGGUGGGUGGAGAAGAGGCGUGGGGGGUGGUCGGUGUCCCCACUUUCAGGCCAGGGUCCUCUGGAGGAGGAGGGGAGAGAGGUCUCCAGCAGCUUUAAAGGGUGCAGGAAAAGCGAAGGGGCCUGUCCCGGAAAAGGUGCCCAGCAGCUCUUGGUAGCCCGAGGAAGAGGUUGGGGUGGGGGAAGGGGAGAGGAAAUCCGAGGGUCUGUAUUCUCACGACUAGCUUGAAGUAGGUCAGUAAAGUGUCUCACGGCCCUCAUUCGCACAAUCGGAAAUUUGGGGUUGUGGGGAGAGAGAGGGGGGGAGGGAAAGUGGGAGGAAG